Molecule: messenger RNA, 789 nt
Organism: Rhagoletis zephyria (snowberry fruit fly)
Lineage: Eukaryota; Metazoa; Arthropoda; Insecta; Diptera; Tephritidae
Source: RefSeq, a predicted model, not a curated record
GAGAAGGAGAAGCACCUCUCCUUCAUGAAGAUCUACAAUGCCGGGGAGAAGGUGCUGGUGCACCGGCACGAGGGCCACAUUCAGUCCCGGGUGGUGUACUACCUGAUGAACAUUCACAUUACGCCGCGCUCCAUCUACCUCACCCGCCACGGCGAGUCGGUGUACAACCUGCUGGGACGCAUUGGCGGCGACGCCGAGCUCUCCGAGCGCGGUUGGGAGUACUCGAAGGCGCUGGGCAAGUACAUUGCCGAGCAGAAUAUUCCCCGCCUGCGCGUGUGGACGUCGCAGCUGCGCCGCACGGCUCAGACCUCUGAGCUGAUCAAGGCGCCGCAGGAGCGCUGGAAGGCGCUCAAUGAAAUUGACGCCGGCAUCUGCGAGGAGAUGACCUACGAGGAGAUUCAGAACAAGUACCCGGAGGAGUUUGCCCUCCGCGACCAGGACAAGUUCCACUACCGGUACCCGAAGGGAGAGUCUUAUGAGGACCUAGUGGCUCGACUGGAGCCAGUCAUCAUGGAGCUGGAACGACAGGAGAACGUUCUGGUGGUUGCCCAUCAAGCUGUUCUGCGUUGCCUCUUGGCGUACUUUCUCGACAAACCAGCGGAGAAACUGCCCUACCUGAAGGUGCCCCUGCACACCAUCAUCAAGUGCUCGCCGGUGGCGUACGGCUGCGAGACGGAGGAGAUCAAGGUGCCCAUUCCGGCGGUGAACACCCACCGGGACAAACCACUGAACUGUGACACUGAUCGUGGCUCAAAUGAAGCCCUUCAAACGGUUCCUGAACAUAUCUAA